UGAAGUGGAAGCAAAAAAUGAUGCCAGAACAGAUUUGAAGGUGAACGUUGAAGAUGUUGGAGUAGUCGUUCAGGUGUUGCUCACGGGGACAUUUCUCAACUUGAUGACAUCUGUGCCGCCUUCUUUCAAGUACAAAAUGUAUGGGUUGCUGGGAUAUUAUGACGGAAAUACUGAGAAUGACUACACCACUAAAGAUGGAGCAGUAGUAGAUGCAGACACCGACUAUCUGACCCUCCACAACCAGUUUGGCGAGUCAUGGCGAGUGGACGAAUCUGAUUGGCUGUUCCAGUCUGAGCCAAUCAAAAAUGCAAUUUCAGCUGACAUCACGACUGGAUCAGCCGGGUUCCAGCCCAGAUACGACAUAGUGUUUGACAGUGAGGAGGAUCGGUUGGCAGCUGUGCAGCAAUGCAACAAUGACACUGCCUGUAUGCGAGACGUUUCACUGACUGGCAAUUUUUCCUUCGCCACAGUGUUCCAGGCUCUCGAGGAAUCGAUCCAAAAAGCGGAUCAGAUGAGCGAACUGUUUCGAGAGCACGAACCCGAAUUCGCCGAGGAAAAUAAGGCGGUGAUUAUCUUCUCGGAAAAAAUGACUGGGGUUGUGGUAGCCCUUGGAUGCUACUUCCUUCUCUCCCAUAUCGAUUGAUGAGCAGACCAUGAGAAAAAGUUAAAAUGAACUUCGAAGAAGAAAGGAGCUAUGCGGAAUGCAAGCAUGCGACGCAUUUUGUAAAUAAAAUUGAAAUUAUUAUUUUGUAGCUUUUGCAUUGGAAAAAAAUGAUAGCAAAAUUAUAUA
Symsagittifera roscoffensis is the source of this 790-nucleotide messenger RNA. RefSeq lists its product as uncharacterized. The record is from RefSeq and is a predicted model, not a curated record. The coding region runs from base 104 to 643 and encodes 179 amino acids. The transcript is spliced from 3 exons. Lineage: Eukaryota; Metazoa; Xenacoelomorpha; Acoela; Convolutidae.